AUGCAGCAUGACUUGAAUGCCUCGAGUACAUCUUCGCCAGCAGGCAACGGCAACGGCAACGUAUUUCUUUCGUCACCGCCUCAGGUAGGGCGGAAGAGAAAGGCUCCCUCUGCUGGUUCCCGAGGCGUCGCGAGCCUCACUCCUGAACAACUCGCCAAAAAACGCGCAAACGACCGCGAAGCACAGCGGGCGAUAAGAGAACGGACCAAGCAGCAAAUUGAGACGCUCGAGCGGAGGAUUCAAGAGUUGACUUCACAGCAACCAUACCAAGAGUUACAGGCGGUCAUCAGACAGAAAGAUGCGAUACAGGCGGAGAACGAUGAGAUCAGAAGGCGCCUUGCCUCGGUCAUGUCAAUCAUCCAGCCCAUCGUUGGAGCCCAAGGAUUGACAGGUAGUGAUUGCCCAAGUACCAAGAGACCAGACGUUGUUGACAAGUUUAACGCAGACCUUGCAACGGCGGCGCAACACAAUGUCCAGGCCGCGCUCGGUCAGCAGCCAGAAGCCUUUCAUCCCAGCAACAUGCCCGCUUCGGAUCCCUACUUAACCAGCCAACAGGGCACGCGGCAAUUCACGACGUCUCCGAAUGUAUCUCAUGGCCAGAUGGACAACUCGGCGUAUCCCUCGCCAUUUACCCAAGAAGAGCAAGGCAGUGAAAACAACCGAUUGUGGCCAGCAUCAUCACGAGAUGCUCUCGCGAACCAGCGGGACAAUCUCCAGCGCGGACUUGAACUGAACGAUUCUGGAGAGCGUCUCUCGUUCAACUUUUUACUGGAUAGUCUGGGCCAGAGAACGUUGAAUCCAUCUGCGCAACAGACAACUUCGCCGACACACCUUACCGCUGCCUACCCAGGCCCCGUUUCUAUGGUUCCUGAUGGCCAGGUUCAGACACCGUGGACGACACUUCCCAAAAACGUGGCACCAACAUGUCCUCUCGAUGGACUCCUUCUCAAUUUCCUUCACGCCCGUCAACGCGACAAUACAAAUUCUGAUACAGUCCUCAAUCCCAGUCACCCCUCUAUGACCUCGCUGCUCAACCCUUCGGGCGACCACCGGGCCGACCCUGUAUCACGACUGAUGGCAGACAUCAUCUCCAAGUUCCCCAAUAUCUCUGAACUUCCCGAGCGAGUAGGAACGCUUUUCCUGAUGUUCGUGCUGAUGCGGUGGGAGAUCAACCCUACGCAAGAAAACUACGAGCAGAUGCCUGAAUGGAUGCGUCCGAUUCCAGCACAGCUAUUCACUCCUCAUCCAGCUUGGAUAGACCACCUGCCCUGGCCGCGCAUGCGGGAGAGAGUGCUUAUGAACUACCAAGAUUACCCGUUUGAAAAUUGGUUUAUUCCAUUCACGUCGGAUUUGAAUGUGAAUUGGCCUUAUGAUGAUACGGACUGUCUCUUGGCGUCUACGUCUGAAAAUGGAGAGCCUUGUAUGAACCCGGUGUUUGAAAGACACAUACGACGACUUGAAAAUUGGUCAGUCGGGUCGAACUUUGCAGCUGCAUUUCCAGGACUGGUAGACACGACGAGACUUAAUCUUGUGAAUAGGAAGGAUGGUAAAGUGACUGGGAAAAAGGCGUGA
Messenger RNA from Exophiala spinifera, 1572 nucleotides. RefSeq lists its product as uncharacterized. The transcript has a single exon. The coding region runs from base 1 to 1572 and encodes 523 amino acids. NCBI's taxonomy places the organism in Eukaryota, Fungi, Ascomycota, Eurotiomycetes, Chaetothyriales, Herpotrichiellaceae. The record is from RefSeq and is a predicted model, not a curated record.